CUCACUUCAACUUUUCUUUCCUUUCUACGUCCAUACCAACUCUAUCGAAGUCCGCAAACAUCCAACCAAAAACUUGUCUCGAACUUGAUCAAAGUCAUCUUCAUCACACGUCGAUCUUUCCUGAUAUACUCCAACUCCACAGUGAACUUGUGUCAUCAUGUCCAAUGAUGAGGUGGACGGAUGGAUCGCACAACUCAUGUUGUGUAAACCAUUGAGUGAAGAACAGGUAAAGAUGUUAUGUACGAAGGCUAGAGAAGUCCUCAUGGAUGAAUCUAAUGUUCAACCAGUCCGAUGCCCCGUAACUGUCUGUGGUGAUAUACAUGGGCAAUUUCACGACCUCUCUGAAUUAUUCCGCAUAGGUGGAAACUCCCCAGACACGAAUUAUCUUUUCAUGGGUGAUUAUGUCGAUAGAGGUUAUUAUUCCGUCGAAACUGUCACUUUACUAGUCGCCCUCAAAUUAAGAUAUCGUGAUCGAGUUACCAUCUUAAGAGGGAAUCACGAAUCUCGUCAAAUCACUCAAGUUUAUGGAUUUUACGAUGAAUGUUUGAGAAAAUAUGGUAAUGCAAACGUUUGGAAAUUCUUCACAGACUUGUUUGAUUAUCUUCCUUUAACAGCUCUUAUAGAUGGACAAAUCUUUUGUCUACACGGUGGAUUAUCACCUUCCAUCGACACCUUAGAUCAUAUCAGAUCGAUUGAUAGAAUUCAAGAGGUACCGCAUGAAGGACCGAUGUGCGAUUUGCUUUGGUCAGACCCGGAUGAUAGAUGUGGUUGGGGCAUAAGUCCUCGUGGUGCUGGAUACACCUUUGGACAGGAUAUAUCAGAGGCAUUCAAUCACAACAAUGGAUUGACAUUGGUUGCAAGAGCACAUCAAUUAGUCAUGGAAGGUUUUGCGUGGUCACAAGACCGAAACGUAGUCACCAUUUUCUCGGCUCCGAACUAUUGUUAUAGAUGUGGGAAUCAAGCUGCCAUUUUGGAAGUUGACGAUGCUCUCAAGUACACCUUCUUGCAAUUCGACCCAGCUCCAAGGGCUGGUGAACCUCUCGUGUCUCGUCGUCCACCUGACUAUUUCCUUUAG
Messenger RNA from Tremella mesenterica DSM 1558, 1075 nucleotides. RefSeq lists its product as uncharacterized. The coding region runs from base 158 to 1075 and encodes 305 amino acids. Lineage: Eukaryota; Fungi; Basidiomycota; Tremellomycetes; Tremellales; Tremellaceae. The record is from RefSeq and is a predicted model, not a curated record. The transcript has 8 exons. Gene Ontology annotation, cellular component: cytosol. Gene Ontology annotation, biological process: mitotic cell cycle; peptidyl-serine dephosphorylation. Gene Ontology annotation, molecular function: protein serine/threonine phosphatase activity.